UCUGCAGGACAGAUUCUGCAUCCCACAUGAGCUACGAAAAUCCUCCACCGUACCCCGGCCCGGGCCCGACUGCCCCUUACCCUCCCUAUGCACAGCAACCGGGUGGUCCUCCUGGCCCCUACCCAGGCUACCCACCCGGGCCGACGGGGCCGUACCAGCCCGGCCAGCCAGGCUACCAGGGUUAUCCCCAGUACGGGUGGCAAAACGCACCUCCGCCUCCAGGACCGGUGUAUGCGGAUGGGCCUAAAAACACAGUGUAUGUCGUGGAGGAGCGGCGGAGGGACGACACGGGCGCGAGCCCCUGCCUGACGGCGUUGCGCUCUGCUGCUGCUGCCUCUGGGACAUGCUGACCUGACUCCGCUGCGGCCGCCUCCGUUCCUCUCACCGAGUGCUAUGCAGGCUCCCCACUCCUGUCCUGACUUCUUUCUGUUACUGUAAUCAACACUCUGCUUUGCACAGCCAAGAGUUCCCGUCUGUCAGUCCUAGCGCCUUGUUGGGGUGGGGGGUGCACUCCUUUAUUUUAGUAAAGGAAAAAAAAUCCCUUUUUAACAUUUAUAAGACUUUUGUUGUAACUUUGAAGAAUGUGCUAAUGGUAUAUUUCAGCCAAAGGCAUUCUGAUGAAAUGUAUAUUUAUCAGUUUAAAUUUUCCUAGUCCUAGAAAUGAAGACGUACGCAAUAAUUAAAGCCAACAGUUGAUUUUCUUCGCUAG
Messenger RNA from Apaloderma vittatum (bar-tailed trogon), 709 nucleotides. Its product is annotated as cysteine-rich and transmembrane domain-containing protein 1-like. The transcript is spliced from 2 exons. The record is from RefSeq and is a predicted model, not a curated record. NCBI's taxonomy places the organism in Eukaryota, Metazoa, Chordata, Aves, Trogoniformes, Trogonidae. Gene Ontology annotation, cellular component: extracellular exosome. The coding region runs from base 27 to 350 and encodes 107 amino acids.